UGAAUGCGGGGUCCGGGGAGAGAGCGGAUAUAGUGAAUGCGGGGUCAGGGAGAGAGCGGAUAUAGUGAAUGCAGGGUCCGGGGAGAGCGGAUAUAGUGAAUGCGGGGUCCUGGGAGAGAGGAUAUAGUGAAUGCGGGGUCGGGGAGAGCAGAUAUAGUGAAUGCGGGGUCCGGGGAGACCAGAUAUAGUGAAAGCGGGGGGUCAGAGAAUAGGCAGGACAGUACAGGGGGAGUCAGGAGGGUACAAAUAUCAGGAGGGCAUGUACAGGGGAUCAGGAGGGUGCAAUAUUGGGAUCAGGAAGGCACAAUAUUGGGAUCAGGAUGGUACAUGGGAUCAGGAUACAAUACUGGGAUCAGGAGGGCAAAAUACUGGGAAUACUGGGAUCAGGAGGGCAACAAUACUGGGAUCAGG
Molecule: messenger RNA, 411 nt
Organism: Staurois parvus
Lineage: Eukaryota; Metazoa; Chordata; Amphibia; Anura; Ranidae
Source: the annotation of a GenBank genome assembly